AAGCUAACGAAGAGCCGGUCAGUAGUGUGUCGAACUUCCAUACGAUCAACUUCUGAAGUUACAGUGAAACCUUUAGAAAAUAUAAACAAAAUGAGUACAAAAGAAAAUAAUGAAGUUGCAGUUGAAAAACUAGACAACGACAAAAGUGAAAAGUGUGAAUUAAAGGGCACGAAGCGAGCGGCAGAGGACAAAACGGACGAGCCUAAAAAAGCGAAGAAGGAAGAAAAUGGCGCUAACUCGGAGGGUGAAGACCUCGACGAGGAAGAAGAAGAGGGUGUAGAAGAAGAAGACACCGGCGAAGACGAAAUCUGCGAAGGGGAGGAUAUCGAAGGAGACGAAGAUGAUGAAGAUGAGGUGGAGGGUGAAGAUUGUGUGGAGGAAGAAGAAGAAGAAGAAGAUGCAUAAUAGUGUAGUAUGUGACGGACUCUUUUAUAACGCAGUGCAAAAUCGCAAGCUACUCGGUGGCCGAACAAAAGUUAAAUCGUAUAAAGCGCAAUUUUUUAGUUCCUCAUAUGACGUCAUAUUAUAGUGUAUACAUCGUUUUUAUAUAGUCAUAGUCAUCAUAUAUAUAUUUCUUCUCCUACAGCAGCAGCAAAAGCCACGUUGACUAUCUUGUGAUUUGCAUUGGAAAGUGUUCAGUGCCGUUAUUUAACUAAUUGUUAUGCCGCGGUACCUGAAUAACCUUUAACUUAUUCUACGUAUCCCCCUUCAAUGAUGAUUUGUAUAAAAAUGUCCAUUUUUUGUGUAAAGAUAGGUAUAAAUUUCAUUUUUCUUAGUUUAAAAAGUUGUGGUCAAUCAGCAGCAUCAGCAUUAUCAUUUUUCUGACUAUUAUUGCAAUUGUAAAAAGAGUUUUCGAAAAAAAUCACAUUAAAACCACCACCACCAAACAUAAUAUAUAAAUAAAUUAAAAGGUUGCUAUCGUUUCUGUCUAACGAUUUAUGCCAAAGGUAAAAACAAACAAAAGCAGAAGGGCAAUAAAAAUGUUAAGUAGGCUAAAGUAGAUCUUAGUCUCAACUGUUUUUUUAGAACCGUGUGUUGUAUGUAUGUAUGAUAUCUAUUUUUUAUUUUAUUAUUUUUUAAUUGAAUUUAACUGUUGAAGAGCUCAGCGCUACCAAGUCGCUUGGCUCUUUAAACAAACUAUUAGUUUCCUUGCGAGUUGUUUUGAAAUCAAUCGUCGGCACAUCUUUCCCAAAACUUACCUAUAGUACAAUCCGUUGCUUUGUUUUUCUUAAGUAAAACAAACGAACGUGGCGUUUGUGCAACAGACUUUGUAGCUGGAUCUGCAUUUUGCUACUUGCUUUGUUUUACGAACGCCUUGCCGCUUUCCAAAGGCGUGCCGACGAUUUUUGCGACGAAUUAAUUAAUUAUUUCAUUCCAACAAUGUUUUCUUCUUUUACUAUGACAAUUGAGUAAAAAUCUGCGCGUUUUUACUUGUAUAUUUUUACAGAGAACGAUAUGAAAUUUUAUCAUUGUCUACUUAAUUUAAAUACUAUUAUUAAUCUUGUAGAAAUUGAAUUGUAAUUUAAUUAAACAAAACAGUGCUGUAUGAAAUUUUUUUGAGUGAAAAACAAUGGAUACAAUUGUUUCUUAAUUUUAUUUCGUUUUAUUUUUUAGCCCAUUGGUUUUUGUAAAUAACUUUUCAAUUAAAAUUUGAAAUUUUC
Messenger RNA from Brassicogethes aeneus, 1661 nucleotides. The record is from the annotation of a GenBank genome assembly. NCBI's taxonomy places the organism in Eukaryota, Metazoa, Arthropoda, Insecta, Coleoptera, Nitidulidae.